AAAAAAAAAGAAAAAAAAAACGAGGAAGAGCACUUACAAGUCGUAGACAGGGAGAUUCUCGAUAGGCCGAGAGAGAGAGAGAGAGUUCUCCUUCUCUUUACAUCAGUCAUGGCCAAACGCAACCUCUUCUUAUUCAAAGUUCUUCUCCUUUUUCUUGCUCUCUCACCGAGAAGUAACGCCCAAGGAGUUGGAAUCAACUACGGCCAAAUCGCUAACAACCUCCCGUCUCCGUCUAGAGUCGCCGUUCUCCUCCGUUCACUAAACAUCACAAGAGUAAAACUCUACGACGCAGACCCAAACGUCCUCACGUCCUUCUCAAACUCACAAGUCGAAUUCAUGAUCGGUCUAGGCAACGAGUUCCUCCAAAGCAUGUCAACAGAUCCGACCAAAGCUCAGAGCUGGAUCCAACAACGACUCCAACCCCACAUCAACAGAACACGAAUAACCUCGAUCGUUGUCGGAAACGAAAUCAUUAAAACCAACGACCGUGUCUUGAUCUCAAGUCUCUUACCGGCCAUGAAAGCGGUGUACUCUGCUUUAACCAGUCUCGGUUUAGAGAAACAAGUAACAGUAACUUCUGCUCAUGCACUAGACUUUCUUCAGACAUCUUAUCCACCUUCUGCUGGAACAUUCAAAGAAGAGUUCAUACAGUUUCUUCAACCACUUCUUGAUUUCCACGCUCAGAUCAAAUCUCCUUUCUUGAUCAACGCGUACCCUUUCUUCGCUUAUAUGGACAGUCCUAAAGAGAUUCCCUUAGAGUAUGUUCUGUUUCAGCCGAACCAAGGGAUGGUAGAUCCGAACACGAAUCUUCAUUACGACAACAUGUUGUUUGCUCAAGUCGAUGCGCUUUAUUCGGCGAUUAAAACGUUGGGACAUACUGAUAUUGAGGUUCGGAUCUCGGAGACGGGAUGGCCUUCUAAGGGAGAUGAGAAAGAGGUCGGAGCUACGCCGGAGAACGCGGCGCUUUAUAACGGGAACUUGCUGAGGUUGGUGCAGCAGAGGAAAGGAACUCCGGCGAAGCAGUCUGUUCCGAUUGAUGUUUAUGUUUUUGCUCUGUUUAAUGAGAAUCUUAAACCCGGUCCGACUUCUGAGAGGAAUUAUGGAUUGUUUUAUCCAGAUGGUAAACCGGUUUAUAAUGUCGGUUUACAGGGUUAUCUUCCGGAUAUCAUAUACAGUUCAAGCGCUAGUACAGUCAAGACUUUGAAUUUGUGGAGAGCCGUGAUGGGUUUGGCUGUAGGGGGGUUGAUACUUGAUAUGGGCGUCAAAAUGAGGAUGAGAUAAGCUUGGUGUCCUUGUCUGCCCUUAUAGGUUUAUUUUUUGUUUGUUUUACAAGAAAGUUAUUGUUAUAGGUGAGGUAUACAAUUCUUUGUCAUGUGUUGGAUCCACGAUUAAAAACAAAAUCAAUUUAUUCUGUAACUGAAAAAUCUUUAUAAACUUUUUUUUUUGUUAGUUUUGCUGAAAG
Messenger RNA from Eruca vesicaria subsp. sativa (arugula), 1462 nucleotides. NCBI's taxonomy places the organism in Eukaryota, Viridiplantae, Streptophyta, Magnoliopsida, Brassicales, Brassicaceae. The record is from the annotation of a GenBank genome assembly.